AUGCCUGUCACCAUCGACCACAACUUUUUCCCUCACAUAGUGGAGGAGAUCCUCUUCUAUGCCGACCGCAAGACGUUGCUGGCUUCUCGCUUCCUUUCUUCUUCAAUCCGCCACGUUGCAGAUGACCUUCUGACUGGAGAAUGCCUAUCGAUCGUGUACUCCAAAUCCGACGCAGUGCCCAAUUCGUACUCAAGGAGUGUUUCGGCAGUCGGCUCCAGCUUGGAGGCUAUCACCAACGGUCCUCCCAGACUCCGUGUUCCGUACUUCCAUCCCGACGGUGAUCUGGAAGCACAGUAUCGAGCUGUUGGCCGAGCUUCGCAGCUCACACUGGUCUGCCCUGUCGUCACCCCAGAGAUAAAGAAUCUCCUUCAGUGCAUACAACCGACAUGCCACGUCCACCUUGACCACGCAGAGGGAUUCGCCACGUCGAGUCAGGCUCUUUGCAUCCCGCCCACCGCAUCUCUGGGACUGGAGGUCAUCAGCUUCUGCUGCAGUCCCAGCAACGUGGAAACCUUUGGUGGCGACGGGCCAACGACCGGCAUUCUCAAGCACCACUCGAGCUUCGUUACCCUGCACCUUUUUGAUGAGUGCCAGGAACCACUUGCCAGUUUCUUGCCGCCCUGUUGUCUUGUGAGGCAGAUUGUCACCCCCAUCGUCGAACGUCUUGAAGUCUCAGGCAACGUGUGCGUACUGCCGUUCGCCUUUCGACUUGUGGACGUCAAGAGCAACCCGAACCUCCAGAUCACUCUCGUGCACGUCGAAGAAGACUGCAGGAAGCUAGGACGCGCCGAUGUCGAAAACCUGAGACACGACACAGCGGUCAUUUUCAAGAUCCCAGUGCAUCAGGUGCACUACGUUGAGAAGCCUUAG
Trichosporon asahii var. asahii CBS 2479 is the source of this 870-nucleotide messenger RNA. RefSeq lists its product as uncharacterized. Bases 1 to 870 code for a protein of 289 amino acids. Lineage: Eukaryota; Fungi; Basidiomycota; Tremellomycetes; Trichosporonales; Trichosporonaceae. The record is from RefSeq and is a predicted model, not a curated record. The transcript has a single exon.